AAGAAAUGUCCUGCUUUUUAACAACCACCUGGGCGGAUGGUAGAUAAUCGGCUGGGACUACUAGCUUUGUGGAUUGUUAUUUUCACUACUGCGGAGUGAGUUAUUAAUUGGUUUCGACGUUUCGACUAGCUCAAAGAGUCAUCGUCAGGAGGAGACGAACAACUUAAAACCAUAAAGGGUUAUUCUGAAGUUUAUCAAGAACAAGAUAUUGGAGUAACAAAAGGCUUCGGUGAAGAAUUGCUUCUGGAACCGGUAUUUUUGACAGCAGUCACAAUGGAUUAUGUGUGGGUUUUGUUUUGGAGUUUAGCGGUUCCGGUAAUUGCCUACAUCACGGUGAACCUCGCCACCCGGGACCCCGCGCCGAUGUACGGCAUCUACGCCGUCCCGGGAAGGUGGUUCUCGCUGAAAUACUACACGAUGAAAGUAAUGUUGGCUCUGGUGAGACGCAAGAGGAUGCAAGAGUCAGAGGGGAUGGACGGGGAUUCGAACCCGGCACUGAGGCGAGUGCGUGAACUCGAAGUCUACUGUGGAAUUGGAGACGAUCCAAACGGUCACAACUCGUUCUACGUGAACGGCUCUGAUCUGACCGGGGCGACUCGACUGAUCGCACGGGUCGCCAUCAGGCCCGAUGCCCGGCGGGACGUUUGGUUCAUCUUAAGACUACCAGGCCGUGGUGACUUGGUGCUCCCACGGCACCCUCACUGCACUGUCUCUGGUGUCACGGGCCAGGGGUUCAAUGGGGCGGGUCUUGAAUGCUCGGUCAUUGAACCCCUGAGUAAAUGGAAGAUUGACUUCAAUGGAUACUGUCGGGGUGGAAUACGAAAAGACUGGAGUGAAGUGGACAACCGACCAUUGGUGCACGUCAAGUGUUCCUUUACAUGGACUGCAUCGACUACUUUCUACGACUUUGCCACCGAUGUGCACCCGAGCCUUGCUGCCGAAAAUAUCGCCAAGGAAAAGUGGUCGAAACAGCUCUUCCAAAACCUCAAAUCUAUGGAGCAAGGCCACUUCGAACAGUUUGGUACAAUCGAGGGCGUGGUCCAAGUUGAUGAUGGGGAGGAACAGGGCGUGGUCCUUACAGGCGUAAAAGACAGAUCGUCCGGUCCGCGAAGGUGGACGGACUUACAUAGCUACAUCUUAAACUUCAUUGUUCUUGAGAAUGGCACGUGUAUUCAGAUUGGAGCCUUUUGUUUUCCCGGUCGAGUUUCAAACUUGACUACUGGGUUUAUAAUCCACCCAUCUGGAGAGGUCAUCCCAGCCAUACAUGUCGAUCUACCAUUGGCUGAUUUGAUGGAACAAACGGAAGAUCCACCAAUGAAAUUUGCUUUUAGUAUGCAGCCACUUGUUGGAGACAGAUUAUCAGUGGAAGUGACAAUUGAUGACGUAAUGUUUUUCAACAUGGACAGAGACUGGAGUGUACAAAUCCGCGAGGGACUGAGCGAGUUUAAUGUGAACGGCGUCCGUGGGCUGGGCGUGUGUGAAAUUCUAAAGAGAUACCAAGGAAGCUGUCCUGUUCCUGAAAAUUAUGACACGCCUACUUGAAGCACCAUGGCAACAAUCAUGGUACCAAGGAGACAUGGUCAGGAUCACCACAUAGUGGACCAUAGAUGAAAUGGGUACCAUACAGGGUUUGCCCCCAACUAUUUUUUAAAGACGAGCCAGCGGGACAAGUUACCUUGUCAUUUCACUCGUCGUUCAGCUUUUCCACUUGUCCAUAAGUCAUUUUAAAUAGCAGGAAUGUGAGUACUAUCCAGGAAAAAAUAAAGAGGGAAAAGAGAAAACUUGGCAAGAAAAA
This is a messenger RNA of Asterias rubens (European starfish), 1795 nucleotides long. RefSeq lists its product as uncharacterized. The record is from RefSeq and is a predicted model, not a curated record. Lineage: Eukaryota; Metazoa; Echinodermata; Asteroidea; Forcipulatida; Asteriidae. The transcript is spliced from 10 exons. The coding region runs from base 274 to 1542 and encodes 422 amino acids.